This is a messenger RNA of Dacryopinax primogenitus, 903 nucleotides long. RefSeq lists its product as uncharacterized. The record is from RefSeq and is a predicted model, not a curated record. NCBI's taxonomy places the organism in Eukaryota, Fungi, Basidiomycota, Dacrymycetes, Dacrymycetales, Dacrymycetaceae. Bases 1 to 903 code for a protein of 300 amino acids. The transcript is spliced from 4 exons.
AUGUCUGCAAGCACUAAUCAGCAUCUACCUAUAGUCCCUGAUGCAGAACUGCUUCCCUGUAUAUGGGGGUACUGGGGUCAUGGGAUGGGUGACUUGGAAAUUGCCAUUUCCAUCAAGCAGGAUGUGGAUGCAACUGCUAAGGGAUGGGGACUAGGGGCUAAGACAGUAUUUCAGCAGCAGCAGAAAAUGGGCCUCAUGAGCAUUUGGCAGCAGCAUCACAUGAUGGACUCAAUUGGACCACACAUUGAAGAGGUGAGGGAUGCAAUUCAUGAGCCUGGUGUGAAGCACACCUGCAACUGGCUCAGGCAGCAGGGAAUCUUGGCACCCAGGCAAGCAUCAUGGUUGACUGCCUAUGGAAAAGACUCUGCUCUUGCCAAACCUUGGGAAGACUUUGAAGAGCGCGCCAGACGGGACUCUGCCAGCGUCAAAGCGUCUUACACCAAGAUUGGGAUUCAUGUCAAGGCUACUCUACAGCAACACGUCUCCAUGAAGCGCAAGCAAGCAAAAUUACUGGAAGAAAAGAAAAUGAACGAAGAUCCAUUUGCUCCCAAGGUAGAUUUCAACGCUCAGACGAAUACAAUCCGACAAAAGUUUUGGUCCGGCAUCGACGACUGCAAUGUCGACGGUUGUAUACCUGAUGACUAUCUGCGUGUCAUUCUUACUUCAAGUGCGCAUGUUCUCGGUACAUACAGGCGAGGAUUUUACUUCGAUGUUGCGUUCUGGGACAUUUGCAGACUCAAAGCGGAUUCGAUCUCCCCGGCUUGUAACGAGGGACAGCAACACCUCGUUGGGAGGGGUCACCCUGCUCCUACUGUUUCCCGACCAAGUUUUGGUGCGUUGACGUACAACAAGCGACUUAGCCCGCAAGCUCCAUCUCGCGCACUUCGUACCCGCACUGUCUGA